GAAGGCAACACCGGCGUAUAUUUUGCUGGGAUGUUCCGCGUGGCUAACGCGGAGUUCAUCCCGGAGUACCGCCAGGUUGAAUCUUACGAGUUUGUCUCCAUGGCGAUGAAAAUAAAGCACGUGGUGAGCGGCGUGUAUAAGAUGUCCUCAGUGGCUGGCCUAUACAAGCACACCAUCAUUUCAGACCUCAGUACUAACAAGAAGGGAGGGGUGCUGGUCCACUUCUGGAUGGUGUUUGAGGUCCCACACGUGAAGAGAGGGGCGGUCUGCGAGGAAUGUGUGGCCACCAUCAUCAGGGACUCCGUCCACACCAGCCUAAAGAACCGCUCAUCGGUGGGCUACCUUUUGGGCCUGCCAGUGGACAUGGACUCCAUCCUCGUGAAUGCCGUCCAGCGCUCUGAUUACACAUUCAGUGCAGCAGGUUCUCAGUGCGUAGACAAACUUUAUGCCAGCCUUCCCGGGGCGAGGGUCCCUUUAAACGUCUUCUCGUCCUGGGUGGGUGUGCGCUGCCACGUAAAGCUCACCGCCGCGCCGGGUUUUCUCGUCCGGCUGACUGUCGCCUCCUUCCAAAUCGAGGCCAGUGACUGCGUCGACGACGGCCUGACAGUGUACGACGCGCUCCUGCCCUUGAGGGGGCGGGUUCUUCACAGGUUGUGUGCGCCGGUUUCCACUUCCAUCUCCCUCGUGUCCACCUCCAACGUCAUGCUGCUGUCCUUCUACAUGGCCAGCGGACACAAGAGCUUCAGAGGACACUUCGAAGCCAUCACAGAGGAGCUGUGCGUAUCUCGCAUCACGUCGCAGCCGCACGUGACCGGGCAUAUCUACAGCCCCUUCCACCCAAGCCUCAUGCCCCCCCACUGCUCUUGCACGUGGAACUUUCAGACGCCCGACGCCGCUUUGGGGGUCGCGCUGCAGCUCCACAACUAUGUACUGAAACCAAAAGCUAUGAAGGGCUGCGAGCACGGAUGGUGGAGAGUCAACGAAGUUAUUUUCUGCGGGAGCUACGUGGGACACGAGAGCGUGUUCCGCAUCGCGGAGCGCAGGGCCGAGGUGGAGUUCCGCUGCACCUCACGAAGGGCCGCGCAACCUUUCCGGGCGUCGUACAGCGGCUACAACAUCAGCCGACCCUGUCCGGAAAGUCACUUCCUGUGCCUGUCGGGACUAUGCGUGGAGAAAAGUCGACGCUGCGACGGGGUGGACGACUGCCAGGAUGAGAGCGACGAGCUCUUCUGCUCGAGACCCAACAAGAAGUGUGACGACAGCAGCCCUCUGCAUCCUCUGUUCGUCUGCGACGGCGAGGCAGACUGCGCCAACGGAUUGGACGAAACCAACUGCACCCAAGAAAUGAGCUGCUCCUCCGUCAGCUACCAGUGCCGCAGCGGCUCGUGCAUCCGGAAAAAGAACGCCAGGUGCGACGGCGUCGCCGACUGCUGGGACGCCAGCGACGAACGCGACUGUGCUUGCGGGCUCCCAGUUUCCCCCGGCUCCCCUCGCAUCGUGGGUGGGACCGACUCCGAGGAGGGCGAGUGGCCUUGGCAGGCCAGCCUGCACUACUCGGGUCAUAUGAUCUGUGGCGCCUCCGUGCUGUCGUCCGAUUGGCUCGUCUCGGCGGCGCACUGCUUCGGCAAAGACGGGUUGUCCGACCCGCGGCGCUGGCGGGCCCACCUUGGCAUGUUGACGCAGGGCGGCCCUGGCGGGCACGUGGCGGAGAUCCGGCGCAUUGUGGUCCACGAGUACUAUGAUCACCAAACGCUAGACUACGACGUGGCGUUGCUGCAGCUCAAGAGGGCGUGGCCGACCUCGCUGGGCACUCCGGUGGCGCCCGUGUGCCUGCCCCCGGCCUCGCACGCCGUCACUGCCGCACACCGCUGCUGGGUGACGGGGUGGGGACAUCGCUCCGAGGAAGACAAGUUGCUGCCGUCCGUGCUGCAGAAGGCGCAGGUGUCCGUCAUGAGCCAGAAUGACUGCAAGAAGGCGUACGGGCUCGUGUCGCCCCGCAUGCUCUGUGCGGGGGUCCCGUCGGGGGAGCGGGACGCCUGCAGGGGGGAUUCGGGCGGGCCUUUAUCCUGCCGGGGGCCGGGCAGCGGCCGCUGGUUCCUGAUCGGCAUCGUCAGCUGGGGGGUGGGCUGCGGCAGACCGCACCAGCCGGGGGUCUACGCCCGGGUCAGCAAGUUCACCUCGUGGAUCUACGACUAUGUCACCCCACCCCCGGAAAAAGGGAGCAAAGGGGACUGGGGGGAGGUGUCUCGCUCGCUCUUCCUUUCAAUCGCUUCUCCGGAACCGAGUGACUCCGCCAUGAGGAGGGAAACGUGCCAGGUGUACUGCGUCUUCGGGCAUGGACGGUCCAGCUCCUCCGGGGUCCAGAAGGAUGAUGGGGCCUUGAAGGAGCCCACCCAGCUUCCAAGCUCCACCGAAGAGGAGCAAGUCCAACCUGCCGAACGUGGUUCCCGGGGCAGAUGGGCGCUUGCGAUCCUGCCUGUUUUUUCCUGCGCCGCCGCCGUCGCUUUAGCCGCCCACUACUUGACACCAGCCUCACCCUCCUCGGUGUUCUUCCUGGCAUGCAGCGUGGAGUUCCCACACUUGAACUUCUCGGCGGAGCUCGUCGACGGCUCCUCGGCGCAGUUCCGCCUGCAGGCCGGCACUUUAAAGCCUUACUUCUCAGAACUGUACAAGUCCUCCCCGUGGUGCCCUUACUACCUCCGCUCAGGGAUUGUCGCCUUCAGCGAAGGCAUAGAAGGCCUCAACGUCUUCUACUGGAGUCAGUUCUCCGCCCCGGACCACGUCGCCAUGGCGAUACGGGGCUCCAUCCCGGAGAGGGUGCAGCGCAGGCUUCCGGCCCCCGACAAAGUUCUGCGGGGCGCCCGACGCGAGCAGCGCUACUAUUUGGAGCACGAUGACAUCACGCUACAUCUGAUGGGUUUGGACCCGGAUGAAUGGGAAGAAAAAUCUGACAAGCUCAAGAAUCCAAACAGCCUCCAGAGUGGAAAGUGGCAGCUGGGCUUCCAAGUGGUGUCCAUCGACCUGUACGCGAAGCACGGUGUCAACCGCACCCUCGUUCUGAUGAGUCCCAAGAAGCUGUACUACCAGUGGCGCCUUCGCGUGCCGUCGGGCCACGCCGUCCGCCUGGCGGUCCUGGCGCUGCACGCCGGCGCCGCGCCGGGAAGCUGCAGCGCGCGCAAGCUGUCGGCCUACGACUUCCUGCUUCCUUUGCAGAACAAGAUCAUCGCCAGGUGGUGCGGGCUGCCCGUGCCGCCGGGCUCCUCGCCCGCCGUGGGGCUGACGUCCUCGGGGAACGUCAUGCUUCUCACCUUGGCCUUCAGUCGGCAGAGGGAGGGAGCCGUCUUCAAAGCCUCCUUUCAGGCUGUGCCCAGAGCACGUUGUGGGGGGUCACUGUCCUCUUGGAACGGCUCAGUUUCCUCGCCUUACCACCCCUCCCACUAUCCUCCUAAUACAGACUGCAGGUGGACAUUACGAGCACCGUUGCCGGGGUACCUGAUCUCCGUGACGAUGGUGACGCUCGACAUCCAGCCGUCGUCGGACGGCUGCGAGAAAGACUGGCUCGACGUCGGCGGCGUCAAGAUGUGCAACCAGGUGUCAAGCAGCGGAGCAACGCGCGUCCACUCCUCUCCGCUCUCCAUCCACUUCCACUCGGAUGAAGCCUUGACCCACCGGGGCUUCUACCUGCGCUACCGGGCCUUCUCUCCCCAGGCUUCCUGCUCACCGCAUCAGUUUGGCUGCGGCGACGGCGGCUGCAUCCCUAUAAGGAAAGUGUGCGACGGCGUCAGGGACUGCGAGGAUGGACGCGACGAGGCCAAAUGUUCGUCAUGCGGGCCCGGCGAGGUGUCCUGCGCAAGCGGCCGGUGCGAAACGCAGAGCGGCCGGUGCGGCGUCUGUGCAGACAGCGGCGAAGACAGCAGAUGCAUAAGUUAAUGUUACCGGACGUGUGCCCAAAAAGUCUGCGUGCCCAAAUCUUCGGUGUGCGACGGCGUGGUGGACUGUGAAGACCGCAGCGAUGAAAUGAACUGCACCCGAGCAUGUGAGCAUUUACUACUAAUUGUCUAUUUUGUAACACUGUUCGACGUACUCUGUGGUAUCGUCAUGCCUCCCGCAGACCUCACAGGUUGCCCGUCGUCAUCGUACAAAUGCGCCAGCGGAAAGUGCGUGGGCAAACUCAACCCCGAGUGUGACGGACUCAAAGACUGCCCGGACGGAUCUGAUGAGCGGCGGUGUGGCUGCGGCGUGCGGCCCCGGAAGAGGCCCAAGAUAGUGGGGGGCGCCGCGGCGCCCCUGGGCUCGUGGCCGUGGCAGGUGAGCCUCCAGAUGCAGCGUUACGGUCACGUCUGCGGCGCCACCCUGCUGGCCGCCCGCUGGCUCGUCUCGGCGGCGCACUGUUUCCAGGACUCGGAUGCCAUCAAGUAUUCGGAUCCGCGCGCAUGGCGUGCUUACAUGGGGAUGCGCUUGAUGGCGGGGGGCAAGAGCGCCGCCGCCGGCAGGGCCGUCCGGCGUAUCGUCCCGCACCCCGACUACGAGCAGCUCACUUCCGACAACGAUAUCGCCCUGGUGGAGCUCGGCGCCCCCGUCUUUUUCAACGAGCUGGUGCAGCCCGUGUGCGUGCCCGCACCUUCGCACGUCUUCGCCGUCGGGACCGGCUGCUACGUGACCGGCUGGGGCGUCCUGACGGAGGACGGGGAGCUGGCGUCCCGCUUGCAGGAAGCCUCGGUGCGGAUCAUCAGCAGGAACACAUGCAACGAGCUCUACGACGACGCCGUCACGCCCAGAAUGCUUUGCGCAGGGAACCUGCAGGGCGGGGUGGACGCCUGCCAGGGGGACUCUGGGGGUCCGCUGGUGUGUCAGGAGCAGGGGCGGCGCUGGUUCCUGGCGGGCAUCGUGAGCUGGGGCGAGGGCUGCGCCAGGCAGAACCGCCCUGGCGUCUACACGCAGGUGGUCAAAUUUGCCGAGUGGAUCCACCAGCAGACCCGAGGUCAGGUGUGAAAAGACCAAGAAGAAAACAACAAAAAUUUGGGAUCAAAACAAUAAUAAUAAAAAAAAAAGCACUAAAAUGUGUUUUUUCCCCCAAUUGUACUGCAGUGUGAUUAUAUUAAUCUAUUCCCCUCUUUCU
Messenger RNA from Syngnathoides biaculeatus (alligator pipefish), 5119 nucleotides. RefSeq lists its product as uncharacterized. Gene Ontology annotation, molecular function: serine-type endopeptidase activity; protein binding. Lineage: Eukaryota; Metazoa; Chordata; Actinopteri; Syngnathiformes; Syngnathidae. Gene Ontology annotation, biological process: proteolysis. The record is from RefSeq and is a predicted model, not a curated record.